AUGGCUCGCUCCAACAUGGCCCUCCGAGGCGCAUUACAGAGCCUGCGGGCUCGUCCCGUCGGCAUCCCGCAACAGAGACUCUUCGGCGCAUCGGCCCGUUGUGCGGCGAAUGACAAGCAAUCGCAGCAGCAAUCCUUCAAGAGCCAGCUCUACGAGAGCACCCAGCAACGGCUCAAACGCGAGCGAGCCGAGCAGGAGCGUUUUGCCCAGUACCAGACCCAGUCGCCGGGCGGUCGCUAUGCUGCCAUGAUGUUUGCUUUGGUCUUCUUCUCUACCGGCGCAUACUACCUUGGCUCCUUGAAGCCUGCAGCCCUUCCAACGUCGUCGACAACGACACUCGCCGACCUCGAUGCGCCCAAGCAUAAUGUCUCCCCGUCCAAUCUGCAAGCCGCCUGGUCGGAUUUCGUCGAGAUCCUCGGCAAAGAGAACGUCUCGACCGCGCCCGGCGAUUUGGAUUCACACGCUGGAUCGGACUGGUCGUCCUACUCCCAUAAGGCGGAUGAGAAGCCCUUCUUGAUUCUCUAUCCCUCAACCACGGAGGAGGUCUCCAAGAUCAUGAAAAUCUGCCACCAGCGAGUCAUCCCCGUUACGCCCUACUCCGGUGGAACCAGUCUGGAGGGUCACUUUGCUACCACACGAGGUGGCGUCUGUAUCGACUUCCGUCGCAUGGAUCCCGGCUUUGGGAUGGGAGGACCUGAACGAGGAAUUGGCGAAAGACGGUCUCUUCUUCCCCCGGACCCCGGCCCCGGUGCCAUGAUCGGUGGCAUGGUGGGUACUGGCUGCUCGGGUACGAAUGCCUACCGAUACGGCACCAUGCGUGAGUGGGUUCUGUCAUUGACGGUCGUCCUUGCCGAUGGGACGGUUAUCAAGACUCGGCAACGUCCACGCAAGUCUAGUGCGGGCUACGAUCUGACCAGACUCUUCAUCGGUAGCGAGGGCACCCUGGGUCUCGUGACGGAGGCAACACUGAAGUUGACCGUCAAGCCCAAGAGCCAGAACGUGGCUGUCGCGAGCUUCCCAAGUAUCCAUAACGCUGCUGAGUGCGUCACUCAUGUCGUUGAGGCAGGUAUACCCGUGGCCGGUGUCGAGAUAUUGGAUGAUGUCCAGAUGAAGUGUAUCAAUGCGAGUCAAAGCACUAGUCGCCAGUGGAAGGAGUCGCCGACUAUCUUUUUCAAAUUCACCGGAACCCCGGCGGCAGUGAAGGAACAAAUCAGCAUGGUGCAAAAGAUUGUGUCGAAUGCAUCGGGCAAAUCCUUCGAGUUCGCCCGUGGUGAGGAAGAGAUGCAGGAGCUCUGGAGUGCUCGUAAGCAGGCUCUUUGGAGUGUCAUGGCCAUGCGACGCGGCCCCGAAGAUCAUGUCUGGACAACCGAUGUGGCGGUGCCGAUGAGCAGGUUGCCAGACAUUAUUGAGGCAACCAAGGCGGACAUGACCAAGAGCGGUCUAUUGGCUGGUAUCUGUGGACAUGUUGGUGAUGGCAACUUCCAUGCCAUCAUCCUGUUUAAUGAUGGCGAGAAAAAGAUCGCCGAGGGCGUCGUUCACCGCAUGGUGAAGCGCGCAGUGGAAAUGGAGGGCACCGUCACUGGCGAACAUGGUGUUGGUCUGGUCAAGCGGGAUUAUCUCCCCCACGAGCUGGGAGAAACUACAGUGGAUGCUAUGCGCCGCUUGAAAUUGGCUUAUGAUCCUCUCCGUCUGCUCAACUGCGACAAGGUUGUUCGAAUCGAGCAACCCGCACCUAGUGAAGUCAAGGAAUGGUAA
This is a messenger RNA of Penicillium argentinense, 1755 nucleotides long. RefSeq names its product FAD-binding oxidoreductase. Bases 1 to 1755 code for a protein of 584 amino acids. The record is from RefSeq and is a predicted model, not a curated record. Gene Ontology annotation, biological process: lactate catabolic process. NCBI's taxonomy places the organism in Eukaryota, Fungi, Ascomycota, Eurotiomycetes, Eurotiales, Aspergillaceae. Gene Ontology annotation, cellular component: mitochondrion. Gene Ontology annotation, molecular function: FAD binding; D-lactate dehydrogenase (cytochrome) activity; D-lactate dehydrogenase (NAD+) activity. The transcript is spliced from 5 exons.